This is a messenger RNA of Caenorhabditis briggsae, 360 nucleotides long. It is a transcript of the gene Cbr-ttr-7, whose product is annotated as Protein CBR-TTR-7. Gene Ontology annotation, cellular component: cell surface. The coding region runs from base 1 to 360 and encodes 119 amino acids. Lineage: Eukaryota; Metazoa; Nematoda; Chromadorea; Rhabditida; Rhabditidae. The transcript has 4 exons. The record is from RefSeq and is a predicted model, not a curated record.
AUGCCAUCUACCCAUCAUAUUCUUCUAGCUUUCUGCCUAGUUUCCACGUGUCAAGCAAUUGGUAGAACUCAAUCCACCGCAGUGGAAGUUUCUCCUGAUGAGCUUAUGGAUUCUGCAAAAACCGAUGCAAAUGGGCAUUUUCGUUUGAGUGGAACUGCAGAUGAGAUUUCCGGAAUCGAUCCAAAGAUUAAUAUCUAUCACGAUUGUGACGAUGGAAUUAAGCCCUGCCAACGUCGUAUCACCAUCUUCAUUCCCAGCAAAUACGUGUCCAAUACCAAGCAGCCAUCUGAGACUUUCAACUUGGGACGUCUUCAAUUAGCUGGAAAGUACGAUGGAGAAUCAAGAGAUUGCCUUCAUUAA